CCAGAGCACUUCCGGUGGCUUCACCUACUGCUGGCAGUUUAGAAUUGUAUGAGCAAUCCAGUUAUAUAUGUAGAUCAUUGGUCAUUACUCAGUUGUUGUGAAUCGUGUUUGAACCGGUUUCAUUAAACAAAUUGUCCAAACGAACCAAUUCGCUCAAAUAAAUCAGACUUCUCGCCUCGCCAACGCUACCGAAUGAACACAUGGUCAUGUGACUACAUCUAAACCAAUAGCAGCAGCUUCAUAGAUAUAGGAAACAGCGUCCAACACUUCUCUAAAAUCAGCUUGGAUUGACAGCAGUGCGUCUACAUUCGUUUUCAAGAGGUCUAUAGUCACGCCGAAUCGGAUGCCAGCAUGAUUGGCAGGUGGUCAUGCCUCUGGCCAGUGAUGUCACUGGCACUGCUGUGGGUGGGUUCAGUGGAGGCCAGUUCAGACUGCAGGUCUGUCACCAUAGAGACGGAUAGUCGCAUAGCAGAACAGGCGCAACAGCGGCACCUGCAGGCACUGUUUGAUAAGUACGGUCAGAAUGGCAGUAUCUCAUUAGAAGGCUUGUACAACCUACUAAAGGGGGUGGGGCUGGACCGCAUCCGGAAAGUGAUGGUGCAUCACCAUGGAAAUGACCACAUACAUACACACCCACAUGCUCACACACAUGCACAUGUGGACAAACUCACCACAAACGUGCAUCCUGUUACAAGCAAGAAGGUUGAUGUUUACCAUCAUGUGGAAAAGAGUGACCCUGUCCCGAACGUGCACCCUGAUCCCUCCCUUGGGAAGAAGAGCCAAUCAGAUGCACACCUCAAUCUUUACAUGAAGAUGAAUCAGGAACUGACUACACCUUUGACCACACCAUCAUACGUCACAAAGUCACGGCGGACUAAUCGUAGCGCUGACUAUGAUUUAACGCAGGACCACGCCCCAUUUAAUCCUGCCCAGCCCAAUGUAACACACACUAACCACACCCACCAGCCUGAGGACACACCCACCCAUGUUCACGAUGACCAUGAUGAGCAUGAACACGGCCAUGCGAAUCUAGAGUGUCAAAAUGGCUCCACAGUCCUGCAGUCACAUGGCAUGACAAAGGAAACGGGUCUCUCUGUCAAGGAUUUCAGUUACCUGUGCCCUGCCCUUCUCAUGCAAAUUGAUUCCAAGUCUUGUCUCCUGCACGAUGAUGACCAAUCAGAUCAUCACCAUCAUCACAACCACCACCAUCAUCAUCAUCAUCAUCACCAUCCACACAAUCACACCAAUGGCAAAAGUCCAAGGAUUUCCUCCCUUAGCAUUGCAUGGAUCGGAGGCUUUCUCUCCAUCACUUUAAUCAGUUUGCUGGCAUUGGUUGGCGUGGUUUUGAUUCCCCUCAUGAACAGAGUUUGCUUCAAUUUCCUGCUAAGCUUCUUGGUGGCCCUCGCUGUGGGCACUCUUAGCGGAGACGCUCUCCUCCACCUCAUACCACAUUCACUGGGUCAUCAACCGCACAGCCACUCAGAGCAUCAUAACCUUGAAGAGGACUCCCUUCGGCCUGUGUGGACAGGGCUGACUGUGCUGAGCGGAGUCUACAUCAUGUUCCUUAUAGAGCACUUCCUGACCCUCGCCAAAAUGUAUAAAGACAAAAAACAAAAGGUGCUAAAGAUGGUGGAUCUAGAAGCAGAGGUUUUGGAAUCCGAGAAACUGCCAUCACUGGAAGAAAAUGAUGUCAAAACACUUGAAGCUUCUGAAACAAACGGAGGCAGCGCAUGUGUGCGGGGCAUGGCAGAGGAAGAGCAAGUGAUGUUGGGGGCAGAGCUCUACACCGACCUGGACUGUGAGAACAAAUGCCACUCCCACUUCCAUGAUACCGUUGGCCAGUCAGAUGAGCAACAUCAUCAUCACCAUGACUACCAUCACAUACUACAUCACCAUCACUCACAGAACCAUCACCCUCACACACACACUCAUAGACACACACACUCCUACUCGCAACAACACUUCCAGCAGGCUGGCGUGGCCACACUAGCCUGGAUGGUCAUCAUGGGAGAUGGACUUCACAACUUCAGUGACGGACUUGCCAUUGGUGCAGCAUUCACAGAAGGAUUGUCCAGUGGCCUUAGUACCUCAGUUGCUGUAUUCUGCCAUGAGCUUCCUCAUGAGCUGGGUGAUUUUGCUGUCUUGCUGAAGGCUGGUAUGUCAGUACGACAGGCCAUUCUGUACAAUCUGCUGUCGGCCCUGAUGGGAUAUCUGGGCAUGAUCACGGGUAUUUUGAUUGGUCAUUACGCUGAGAAUGUUGCCAUGUGGGUCUUUGCUCUCACUGCUGGAUUAUUUAUGUAUGUCGCGCUUGUAGACAUGGUACCGGAAAUGUUGCACAAUGAUGCAAGUGAAGCAGGUUUUAGUCAUUAUGGCUUCUUCCUCCUGCAGAAUGCGGGCAUACUCCUGGGCUUCGGCAUCAUGCUCGUCAUCGCUGUUUUUGAACACAGGAUACAACUCGACAUUGGAUUCUGACUUGAUGAUUGUACAGUCAUACCUUCAAUAAUAUCCUCAAGUCUCCAUAUAAAUUCUGCCCUGUUAUAUGUAACCCUAAACCUCACUCAUCCAGUGUCCAUCUGUUGACAUGCCCGGGAUAUUGCAUAGUCUGUGAACAGAUGGCAGCAGCUCAGUAUUUAUAAGUAAUUGUCUUCUUAUUUGUGGCUUAAGAGUGGGAGGAGCAUUUAUUUAAAACAAUUGCCUGUUACAAUUUCAAUAUAAAAGAGAAACUUGCGCCAUAAUAUAGGGUUUUUAUUGAUUUGUUUACACAGUGUUUGUUUAUUGUUAUGCAGUGUUGUACAGUAGUUGCUUAAGUGAGCAAUGUGUUUGUUCAUUCUGCACAUGCUGUCCCAGUAACAUUCCAGUAAACGUGUCCCACAAUACACUUGUCUGAUAUCUGGUCUUUGCACAUUUGGUUAAUAUCUGCUUGAUCCUGUCGAUUAGAGUAUUAGCUUGCAUGUUAUUGGGUUGGGAAUAGGGCCCAAAUAAAAUUUUCCCUCAUCAGCAUAAUGAGGGUGAAAUGAGAAUGUACUCACCGUACAGAUCUUGGAAGCCUUUUUAAAUCUGAAAUGAGCAACAAUGGCAAUUUGCCUCAAGAUACCAGUCUCCCUUUGAAACUGCACAUGUUGAUUUUGAUCUUAUUUGUUUAGGUUAAUAAAUAUGAGGACUAUUCCAAAUUUGUGUCACCACAUGGAAUUGUGCAGUAAAAAAGGGCAUCCUACGUAAACUUAUGAUGGCAAAAUUUGUACAAGGUAAGUGCGGAUGACGCGCAAGUCACGUUUUCACUUAAGAAAUUGUUCACCCAAAAAAUCAAAUCCUCCAGACUUGUAUGACUUUCAUUCUUCUGCUGAACACAAAAUUGGUUUUUAGAAGAAUAUCUCUGCUCUGUAGGUCCAUGCAAGUGAAUGGUGGACAGAACUUUGACAGCACAUUAAGGCAGCAUAAAAGUAAUCCAUAUGAUUCCAGUGGUAAAAUCCAUGUCUUCUGAAGCAAUAUGAUAAGUGUAAGAAACACACACUUAAAAAAAAAAAAAAGAUCAUUAUUUAAGUCCUUUUUUUACUAUAAAUUCUCCUUCAUGCCCAGUAGGUGGUGAUGUGCACGAAGAAUGUGAAUGUGGAGAUUAAUAGUAAAAAAUAAAUAUUGAUCUGUUUCUCACCCCAAUCUUUCGUAUUGCUUUCUGAACACUUGGAUUUAACCACUGGAGUUGUAUGGAUUACUGUUAUACAGUGUUGGGGAAGCUACUUUGAAACUGUAGUUGACAAGCUGCAAGCUACUCAUAAUUUUAAGUAGUUAAGCUACAGUCAAGCUACUCUUUUGAAAAAGUAGUUCGCUACAUUUAAUGAGGCAGUAUUUUUUUAUGUUACAAUCAAAUCAAGAAUAUUAAUUAAUGUUUUAAUUAAAUACAUUUUAUGUGUUUAAAUGUAUUUAAUACAUUUAAUGAAUAGUAACAUACAGUUAAUAAUGGCCAUAAAAUAAAUAGAACAGAAUAAAAACUGAAAAGUUCAGAUAACAUGAAAAAAUAUUUUUUAUACUUUACACUUUUCAGUCCUGCUGUGGCCAGGUGUAGCAUAAUUCCCUAAAGAUCAAAUUUGUAUGAUAACCUAUACUUGGCCUGGCAUUUUUUGUUCUUGUCACAUAAUAUUUUGUGUGUAUAUUAUGUAUAAAUAAAGACUCCGGGCUUGUUUCUCCCCUCACCUGGGAUCAUGCUCAUUGUAUUUUCUGACUUUGUUGCCGUUGACAAUCUGACCAACAUGAUGUAGCGUUUGGUCAUGCUACUUUCUGGAAAAAGUAGUUUGUUACUGGGAAAGCUACUCUGCUUUAAAAGCAGCUGAGCUACUGUCAAGAUACUGAAAAAUGUAGUUAGCUACUCCCCAACACUGCUUUUAUGCUGCCUUUAUGUGCUUUUUUUAACAUCAAAGUUCUGGCCACCAUUCAAAAUAUAUCGCCAUCGUUUAUUCCAUAUGCAUUUUAGAACUGUCCAUUAAUCCUGAUGAAAUUGAUGCUUUGAAAAUCAAUGUUUAAAGUCAGAAACGUUUGCCUUUUAAUGUUUAGUGCUAAAAUCACAGUUAAAACAGCAGUUAGUUUGGAUUAAUAAGCUUCUGCCCGUGUGUCUAUAUGAGUUUACAAUGUUAUUUACAACGAGGAACAAGAUCAUACUUAUGGCAGACAGUUUGUAAUGUAGACAGCUCUUUGAAUCUGUAUAAAACACUGAUAGACAUUUUGUUGUCUGCAAUUCAAAAUGUUUUCUUAAAGGUACAGUACGGAUGAUUUCUUGUAAAAUAAAAUUGUCAGAAAUGAACAAAAUAAAAAUGUUCCUUGUUCAAAACCACAAUCUUUCCUUUCCUCUAUUCACUAUGAUACACCUAUAAUAAUAAUAAUAAUAAUAAUAAUAAUUUAUAUUCAGAGCUGUAUGGGUCCGAUUUGGCAGGAACUUUAAGGCUUCUGUCAUUUGUCCUUGCAUGUUUAUAUAAAGAAGGUCCGGCAGCAUAUAUGCUACUUAUUUACUCAGACGGCAUAUUUUUCAUAUAUAAUGUAUUUGUUUUUUCUGACUCCGACUCUUGGUGAAGCUAGUCAGAUCCAUCUGAUAUAUUAUUGAUCACAGGCAACCAUGGAUAUAGCUCAAACCAUCAGAUUCACCCACGCAGAAGAGCAGUGCCGAAGUACAACUUAUGUAAAAAACAAAAACAACAACAUUCCUCAGCAACUUGGAAUUUUUGCGUUCAACCACAACAGUUGAUAGACAGCCCAAAAUUCCAUAUGUAGAUUUAACAGAUAUUUCCUUCCAGUGCUACGUGUGAAUACAGUCUCAUCUUGUAGCCAGCCAGCAUUAUUCAAAAGUUUUUAAUUAACCCAGAAUAAGUGCAGAUCCUUACUCUACUGUGGAAAACAAAAGUGAAAUGAUAAUGUAAUGAACAGACAACUU
Messenger RNA from Xyrauchen texanus (razorback sucker), 5416 nucleotides. It is a transcript of the gene slc39a6, whose product is annotated as solute carrier family 39 member 6. Gene Ontology annotation, molecular function: zinc ion transmembrane transporter activity. Bases 352 to 2472 code for a protein of 706 amino acids. Gene Ontology annotation, cellular component: membrane. The record is from RefSeq and is a predicted model, not a curated record. The transcript has 11 exons. NCBI's taxonomy places the organism in Eukaryota, Metazoa, Chordata, Actinopteri, Cypriniformes, Catostomidae. Gene Ontology annotation, biological process: zinc ion import across plasma membrane; intracellular zinc ion homeostasis.